UCAGCGGCGGGGCCUGCCCCCGCCUCCCCCGUGUGCACGCCCCCUGGCCGUUGCGCCGAGGAGCUGUCGAGGCCGCUGCGUUUCUCUCUCGCCGCUGCCGCUCCGCUAUGUUGGUGCUGGCCGUGGGCGUGCUGCUCAGCGCUGCGGGCACAGGUUCUGCCCAGCUGGCCCUUACUACGACAGAUGUGGAAACAACUAACUGUAACAAAACUGUUAUUUUGCCUUGCUAUGUGACUGACCUCCACGAGAACAAUGAAAAGACCAUGAUUGUUUUGUGGGCACUGAAUGAACGAGAGAUAUUUUCCUACGAGGGAGCAAACCGUACGGUUUUCAGAGACAAUGCCUUUCCCUCCGCUAACUUGCUCUCGCCGGGGGAUCUGCUUAAGGGUGUUGCCUCCCUCACGCUUAGCAGUGCUGAAGCAGAAGUUGGAAAUUACACUUGUCAAGUAACAGAAUCAAACAGAGAAGGAAAAAUAAGAGUGGAACUUAAAAGCCGCGUAGUUGUCAGUUGCGCCGAGGAAAGUGCCCCAGCAUCAAAGGAAAGCUGUGGAUCAUGGUUUCCUCUAGUGGAAAGAGCUAUCAUCAUAGUGUUGCUGUUCUUAAUUAUUGUUUUGUGUUCAGCUCAGUUAAGUGUUGUUGCAUUUAAAUACGAAAUAGUACCUCAGAAGAAAGUGAGCAUUGCUGUAGCAGGUUUCAUCUUCACAGUGGCUGCGGUUAUAGGCACUGUUCUUUAUGUCCAAGAUGGCUUCACUGCACAGAACCAGGCUGGGCUUGGCCUCAUCGUAAUCCCUGCUGUGAGCAUGGUACCACUCCAGUACUUUAUUUUUAGAAUUGCGUUUGAUAGUCUACCACAAGCAACAUUUGCUCUGAUAGGUUUGCACAUCCUUGGUUAUGUAAUUGCUGUGGUUGGUUUUGCACUGUGUGUCUCAGCCUGUCCUCCUUCACAUGGGUCUAUUUUGAUUGCUGGCUUAGCUAUUAUGGCUAUCACAAAUUUGCUGAGCCUGGCUUACGUGUUUAUUAUGGGUUCCAGAAUGAAAGAUCAUCCUCGUCCAGGGAAAGCUGUAGAAGAACCACUAAAUGAUGCAAAAGGAGUGAUGUUAGAAUGAUGAACUGAGGAGCUCUGUGAUGUGUGGAAAGUACACCGCUGUUGGUACACCGUGGCCUUGAAGACGCACUCCCCAACAAGAAGAAAUUCAGGACCCCCAGCUGUUGUGCAUGUGUGGCAAAAGUGCUUUUGACCCGAAUGCCAGGAGUUUCUGGUCACAGCAGCUGCAGUGAGGAGCACGUGUGCCUGCCCACACGUGACCUUCAUUUGCUUCUUGGUCCGGUAUCUCUGGGGGAGGGGUGAGAGAUGAGAAGCGCUGUUUGCCCACUCCGGGGUCUCCCUGCAGUAAUCCUUAGUGGUAUUAUUUGCCCCAAACUCUCCUUAGUCACUGCUUUGCUGUUGGGCCCGCUCAGCCCAGCGACUGCAAUGCCCUUCAGAUGAUUGUGUCUCUGUCUGUGUGCAUGGGCAAGUUCUGGUCCUGCGCCUGCGAUGCCGGCAGGGGGUAGGGGCCGUACAAAACACCAAACCUACUUCCUGACCUCGGCAAGACUUCUCGACAAAGCAGCCAGAAAAUGCUUAUCCACCACGUUGCAGGAGUGCAAAGUUUGCUCCCAGCUCUCCUUGAAGUUAACAGAGUUCUCCUGAUUUCCAGCAAAAGCAGAAUCCCUCUCUCCAGACAGGAGCCAGGCCUGCUCUGCUGGCUUCUGGCCCGGUGAGAGAGCUCUCCAUGCUUCUUCCAUGAUUCUUUGAUGAGAAACCACUCGGCUGUUGGAGCCUGAUUCAGCACUGGACUUGUGGAGCACAGCAGCCAGUCAUUUCCCUGCUGACUGUGGUUCUUUCUGUGUGUGUGUGUGUGUGUGUUCAUGUUGUGCCGUGUGUGGUACCAGAAGCAAUUUCAGGCUUUCUUAACUCGGUGAAUUUGUAACAGUCAUGGAUGCUUCGUAACCAGCAGGAGUUGUCCUAUUUAGUGUUACUUUUGGACAGUUCUGGUCUUAAAAUCCUGUUUUCUUGAAUGGAGAAGAGGAAAAAACACACAAAAAAAAGG
Messenger RNA from Dryobates pubescens (Downy woodpecker), 2090 nucleotides. RefSeq names its product CD47 molecule (gene CD47). The transcript is spliced from 12 exons. The record is from RefSeq and is a predicted model, not a curated record. Gene Ontology annotation, molecular function: thrombospondin receptor activity. Gene Ontology annotation, biological process: positive regulation of inflammatory response; positive regulation of cell-cell adhesion; positive regulation of phagocytosis. Gene Ontology annotation, cellular component: extracellular exosome; plasma membrane. The coding region runs from base 108 to 1106 and encodes 332 amino acids. Lineage: Eukaryota; Metazoa; Chordata; Aves; Piciformes; Picidae.